Penicillium alfredii is the source of this 273-nucleotide messenger RNA. RefSeq lists its product as uncharacterized. Lineage: Eukaryota; Fungi; Ascomycota; Eurotiomycetes; Eurotiales; Aspergillaceae. The coding region runs from base 1 to 273 and encodes 90 amino acids. Gene Ontology annotation, biological process: translation. The transcript has 2 exons. Gene Ontology annotation, cellular component: ribosome. The record is from RefSeq and is a predicted model, not a curated record. Gene Ontology annotation, molecular function: structural constituent of ribosome.
AUGCUGUCGCUCCGCACCGUCUUCGGCGCAUCCUCGGGCACGCUCCGCCAGUUCCUCCCCUCCUUCUCCCGCCACUCCAUCUACAGAGCCGCGUCAUUACGGCCAUUCUCGCAUAUGGUUCGAAAUGGCUUGACGAAGUUGCGCGCCGGACAAUCACAGAGCAACAAUGCCGUCGCCGUGGGCGUGGCGUCCGCCAGACAGAUCGAGCAGGUUCGGGGAAUGAAGACCCGGUCAUCAGUCAAGAAACUGUGUGACGACUGCAAGAUUAUUUGA